AUGUCGACCCGCCCUGCCAACUCCUACGCCCACACCACUCUCGAGGCUCUCCUCAAGACUGACGAGAAGAUCGCCCACCUCAAGGACGGUGCCUACUCCAAGGCCGCCUCGCCUGAGCGCUUCGAGUCUGCCCGCGCUGCCCUCGAGUCCAAGGGCUUCAAGGUCACCGUUGCCCAGAACCGUGAUGAGGCCUUUGAGACCCUCAAGACCCUCAUCCCCGAUGGUGCUUCCUUGAACGUUGCCCACAGCACCACUCUUGAGGAGAUUGGAUUCAUCGACUACAUCAUCGGAGAGACCCCCUACAACAACGUUCGUUCGACCAUUCUCGCCGAGAAGGAUCUCGCAAAGCAGGCCGAGCUCCGCCGCACCAUCGGCACCACCGUCGACUACUUCCUCACCUCCAUGGCCGCCGUCACCGAGACCGGUGCUAUGGCCCACGGUGACUUGAGCGGUUCCAAGGUUGGAGGUGUUGCCUAUGGUGCCAAGAACGUUAUCGUUGUUGUUGGCUCCAACAAGAUUGUCAAGGAUGUCAACGAGGCUUACCAGCGUACCGUCGAGUGGUGCAUUCCCGCCGCUGGUGCCUUCUCGAGAGAGGUCUUCAAGGCCCCCGGCACCUCCAUGAGCCAUUACGAGUUGUUGCUUCAGCAGAACCCUUUCGCUCCUGGACGUAUCCAGGUUCUUUUGGUCAACGAGGCUCUUGGAUUCUAA
Linnemannia hyalina is the source of this 708-nucleotide messenger RNA. NCBI's taxonomy places the organism in Eukaryota, Fungi, Mortierellomycota, Mortierellomycetes, Mortierellales, Mortierellaceae. The record is from the annotation of a GenBank genome assembly.